AUGAAAGUCGCCGUGAGAAAUUCUUGCUUAGUUCAGCCAGCCGAGCCGACAUGGAGCGGCUCAAUGCCGCUGUCGGAAAUCGACCAGCUCGGCGUACUCAGCCACACUCCGUCAAUAUACGUCUACAGACCUCCUCAGGAUUGGGCGGCGCCGCCGCGCCGGAUCUUCGAAACCCUCCGGAGCUCCCUCAGCAAGGCGCUGGUGAUAUUCUACCCGCUCGCCGGCCGCCUGCGCUGGCUGCCCGGCUCGCGGCUGGAGCUCGACUGCAACGCCGGCGGCGCGCGGCUGAUCGAGGCGGAGUCCGGCGCCACGCUGGACGACCUCGGAGAUUUCUCUCCGUCGCCGGAAUAUGCCGAUUUGAUUCCUCAGGUAAAUUAUUCCACUCCAAUGGCGGAAAUUCCGAUUCUCCUCGUGCAGAUUACGAAAUUCCGGUGCGGCGGCGUCAGCCUGACCUGCAACACGUCGCACGUGGUGGCCGACGGCCAGAGCAUGCUUCAUUUUCUAUUUGAAUGGGCGGCCCUGGCGCGCGGCGCGGCGGCCGGCCCGCCGCCGGUUCUAGAUCGGCGGUUCUUGCGGGCCGGGGAGCCUGCGGCGUCGGGGCGGCGGUCGGAUUUCGGGCGCGAAUUGUUCGACCCGCCGCCGGUUUUGAUCGGAGAAACGAGCGACGCCGGAGAACGGAGGAAGGAGACGGCGGUGGCGCGGCUGAAGCUGACGGCGGCGCAGGUGGAGAAUCUUAAGCGGGAGGCGAAUCGAACUCGUACAGACGGCGGCGGCGCCGCCGUGAAAAGGCCUUACACAAAGUUCGAAUCCAUCGGCGGCCAUAUCUGGCGGUGCGCCUCCAAGGCCCGCCGCCACGCGGCGGCGCAGCCGACGACGCUGGAGAUUUGCAUGGACGUGAGAAAGCACUUCCACCGCCUGCCACCGCCGCCGCGGAAGUUCUUCGGAAACGGGGUGAUGGACGUUUUCGCAAGGGGCCGGUCGGGGGAGAUCACGGCGGCGCCGCUGGGGCAUGCGGCGGCGCUUAUAAGGGAGGCAAUCGACUCCGUGACAGGAGAUUAUGUGGAGUCAAUGAUUGACUAUUGGAAGGGUAUAGAGGACUUUUCACAGCUUCAGGAUUUAAAAGGUCCUGGGACUAAUGACGGGGCCUUCUAUGGCAACCCGAAUCUUAGGUUUAUCAGCUGGUUGGGCCUCCCGCUCCAUGGACUCGAUUUCGGGUGGGGGAAGGAGAUUUUCAUGGGCCCCGGGGCCCACGACUGUGACGGGGAUUUACUAGUGAUACCCAGCAGUGACGGUGACGGGUCAGUGACGGUAGCAGUGUGCCUUCAGGUUGCAUGCAUGGAGGAUUUUAAGAAAGUAUUUUACGAAGACCUCCCUUUUAACUCACGACUGUGA
This is a messenger RNA of Andrographis paniculata, 1392 nucleotides long. RefSeq names its product spermidine hydroxycinnamoyl transferase-like. The coding region runs from base 1 to 1392 and encodes 463 amino acids. The transcript has a single exon. The record is from RefSeq and is a predicted model, not a curated record. Lineage: Eukaryota; Viridiplantae; Streptophyta; Magnoliopsida; Lamiales; Acanthaceae. Gene Ontology annotation, molecular function: acyltransferase activity, transferring groups other than amino-acyl groups.